AGCUGUUUCCGAUGACCGUAAAACAGCUCUGCUGCUCCAUAACAUGGGUGACAAGGGUGUAGAAAUAUACAAUUCGUUUAAUUUGGAGCCAAAGCAAACCUUUGAAGAAGUCCUAAAGAAAUUUAAUGCAUAUUUCAUUCCUAAAGUUAACAUCACGAUGCAACGCCACAAAUUUUUUACAAGGGCACAAGGAGCUACAGAGUCCUUCGACGAUUUCCUUACUGACCUUCAGAACAGAAGUAUGACAUGCAACUUCAGUGACAAGAGAGAGGAACUCGUGAGAGACGUUAUCGUUAUAGGUCUAGCUAAUACCGCUAUGAAGGAGAGGCUUCUGCGCACGGAGGAUCUGACGCUGCAGAAGACCAUCACCAUGUGCAGAGCUGCGGAAUUGUCUCAAAAGCAAGUUACGGAACUAACGAAUGAGAUAGCUGCCACCUCCGUGCUCAACGUCAGCACUGCGCCAGUACAUAACGUCAACAAUGUCAAUACUUCAAAAACAAGAAGCGUCAAGACAAGAAAAUGCUAUCGCUGCGGCAAUAACUGGGAUCGCACGCAUCAAUGCCCAGCUAUAGGUUGCAAGUGCCAGAAGUGUGGUAUUCCUAAUCAUUUUGCGAAGGUUUGCAGAAACAAACAGGUUGCAGCCAUAACAGAGAAGCAGGUUGAAGACGACAGCGAGGAGUCCUUCUUCGUUGGCUGUAUCAACAGUGAGUGUGAAUGCGAAUGAAAAUGCAAUUCCCAGAGCCGAUCCACCUCGUCGGGUCCCUAUAGCACUAAGACAGAGCCUUAAGGACGAGUUGGACAAUAUGGUGAGACAGCAAAUAAUCACCAAAAAUGAGGAUCCGAUGGAGUGGGUCAACUCAUCUGUUGUAACAAAAAAGAAGAACAAUAAAAUACGCGUAUGUAUUGACCCUCGGUAUUUAAAUAAAUUCAUUAUCAGAAAACACAAGCAAUUGCCAACGGUUGAUGACAUACUAGAUAAGUUAUCAGGCUCUAAGUAUUUUUCUAAAUUUGACUGUAGCAGUGGGUUUUGGACAGUACAACUUGACUCAGAAAGUUCAAAGUUAUGCACAUUUUCUACUCCAUUUGGUAACUACUCCUAUAAACGAUUGCCAUUUGGACUUUCUGUGUCAACAGAAGCGUUUCAGGAACGCAUGGAAGAGACUUUUAGUGAUAUUGAUAAUGUACAAUUUUAUGUCGAUGAUUUAAUAAUUUAUGCCAGCACGGUGGAAGAACAUAAUAAAGUGUUACUAAAUGUAUUAAAAAGAGCUCAAGAAUGUAAUGUCAAAUUCAAUAGGGAGAAGUCCCAAGUUCUGUGUAGAGAAAUUUCAUUUCUUGGCAUGAUUGUAAGUGACCAAGGGGUUAAACCUGAUCCAAUUAAAGUAAUGGCCAUUUCCGAAUUAAAAUGCAUUCAUGAUAAGAAAGAACUUGAACGAUUUUUAGGAAUGACAAAUUACUUGUCAAAAUUUAUCAACAAUUACUCGACUAUUACAAGCCCGUUGCGCGAGCUUCUUAAAAAAGACAUAUUAUUUAAAUGGCUUCCUUCUCAUGAAAAUGCUUUUAAUAAACUUAAGGAGGCAUUAACAAACGCUCCCACGCUUAAAUUAUUUGACAGUAAUAAAGAUGUUGUCGUUUCGGUAGAUUGCAGCUCGGAAGGAGUAGGCGCUUGUCUUUUACAAGACAGACAGCCUAUUGCAUACGCUUCUAAGGCACUAACUGAAUGUCAGAAAGGUUAUGCCCAGGUUGAACGCGAGAUGUUUGCUAUUGUAUUUGGAUGCAUCAAAUUCCAUAAGUAUAUUUUAGGAAAACAUACCCUAGUUGAAACCGAUCAUUCGGCAUUAGAAAUUUUAUUUAAAAAACCCCUGUCUUUAGUACCUGCAAGACUACAAAGAAUGAUGCUUAAAAUACAAGGGUAUGACAUUACUGUUAAGUAUGUACCUGGAAAACAAAUGUAUAUAUCAGAUUUUCUCAGUCGCUCUUUCCUAGUUGACAAGAAUGAUGAAACGAAGGAAUUUGAUGAAGAAUUCAACAAAGAAAUUGUUUGUCAUGUUGAGGUCAUGAUAGAUUCGUUGCCUAUUUCAAGUGACAAGCGACAACUCAUUGCCAUGAAAACGAACGAGGAUGCCACAUUGUCCUGUUUAAAAGACUAUAUACAUAAUGGUUGGCCAAAUUCUAAGAAUAACCUAAAUGAAUUAGUAAAACCUUUCUGGAAUUUUCGCAAUGAGUUGUCCCUAGUCGACCAGAUAAUUUUAAGAAAUAAUCUUAUUGUGAUUCCAGUAGCAUUACAAAAAAUGAUGCUAGAAAUUAUUCAUGAAGGUCACUUAGGAUUAAAUACAUGUCUUCGGAGAGCUAAAAACGUUCUAUUUUGGCCUGGAUUGACAAGUCAAAUUAAAGAACUCUGCAACAACUGUCAAACAUGUGCCUUAUUUAGGAAAAAUAAUACUAAAGAACCAAUUCAAUUUCAUGACAUACCUAGACUACCAUGGCUAAAGUUAGGCACUGAUCUUUUUGAAUUUAAUAAACAAUACUAUCUGGUUGUUGUAGAUUAUUACAGUAAAUUUUUUGAAGUUGCUCGAUUAAAUGACUUGUCUUCAAGGACUAUCAUCAAUCAUAUUAAGUCUAUGAUAGCUAGACAUGGUUGUCCUUUAGAGAUUGUAAGUGACAAUGGUCCACAGUAUUCUUGUAAAGAGUUUAAAGAAUUUGCGGAUGCAUAUGGUUUUAAGCAUAUUACUUCGUCUCCUGACUACCCAAAGUCGAACGGUUUAGCCGAAUCUUCGGUCAAAAUUGUCAAAUCUAUACUAAAAAAAUGUAAAGAGGAUAACACAGAUCCUUAUAUUGCGUUAUUAAAUUUCAGAAAUAGUCCGAAGGAAAAUAGCCCUUCUCCAGCUAAUCUUUUGUUCAAUCGGAACCUUAAUGACCGUUGUCCUGUGUCUGCAAAUUAUUUAAAGCCUAAAAUAUAUACUAGAAAUUAUUUCUUAGAUAAAGAGUUGCAACAUAAGGUUGAAAACCACUACGAUAAAACUGCUAGGUCUCUAAGAGAAUUAGAGAUAGGUCAGGGUAUCAUGUUUAAGAAAAAGAUGUCAGAUGAUCGCUGGCAAAAAGGAAGUGUUGUAAAGAAGGCUGACUUCCCUCGUUCUUAUAUUGUAAAGGAUGAACAAGGUCGCCAAUAUAGGAGAAACAGACAACAUUUGCGUAAUAUAAAUGAAUAUGAGUCAACUAAUUGUACUGAAAAUGAGUCUGUUAAUCCUAACUCUUAUGUUAUAAACUAUGAUAGUAAUGAUAGCGACUGUGAAUCCUUUUAUGAAGCAGAAGAAACUGAUGAUCAGGAGCUCAUUGAUACAAGUGAAGCGAGUCAAAGCUCUACUGGAAUCAAUGAUACUCCGGAACCAAAUCUUGACUUGUAUAAGACGAGGUCUGGACGAAUAGUCAAGGCUCCGUCGAGACUAAUUGAAUCUUAGUUAUAGUUGUAGUUAUAAUACCUAUAUACUUUACUCUUUGAGUUAUAAUUCUGUGAAGGAGAGGAAUGUUACGUUAUGGUAAUAGUCUAUGGUUUUAGUUUAUGGUCGAAUUUGGAUUUGGAUCGGGUUUAAUA
Molecule: messenger RNA, 3589 nt
Organism: Cydia fagiglandana
Lineage: Eukaryota; Metazoa; Arthropoda; Insecta; Lepidoptera; Tortricidae
Exons: 2
Coding region: 804-3455 (883 amino acids)
Biological process (GO): DNA integration
Molecular function (GO): nucleic acid binding
Source: RefSeq, a predicted model, not a curated record